AUGGUCUAUGGACAUGUGAUGGAUGCAGUUGCUUUUUCAAACGAAGCUGGUGGUAAUAAUUGUCCGGUUGAUAAAACACGCCGGAAUUGGUGUCCAUCUUGCCGAUUACGCAAAUGCUUUCAAAUGCAAAUGAACCGGAAUGCUGUGCAAAAGGAACGUGGUCCACGUACAGAUAAACGAGUGAAAUUAUUAAUAGAAUAUUCAAUCAGUGAAAAAAAAGAGCAAAUACUAAUAGAAGCAAUUCGACGUCCACUCAAUACAAUUUUGAUGAGUUUUAUUUCACCGGCAGAUAAAUUUACAAUCCUAUCUCGUUACUGGCCAGCAUUUUUUAUACUUCAUUGUACUAUCGCUAUAGAUAUACCACCUCUUCGUGAUCUAAAGUUAAACGAAGUAAUACAAUCAGCAAGACAAGACGAUUAUAUUAGCAAUUUAGAUUGUGAAGAAAUACGACUAACAGUAUGCUAUGCUCUUUGCAAAUUGGGUCGAAAAAAUGGAAAGCUGAGUUUUGCUUCUAGUCUGGAUAGUACCUAUCGAUAUUGGUUAUCACGUCACUGCUCCAUCUUUUAUCCUCAUUUGUUAAAUCGAGACGAACGAAUUGUAAAUUACACCGACUUCAUAUUGCUAUAUUGUGAGCAUAUCUCGAUGAUCAAUGAGUUUACGCCAUCUACGCAUCCAGUAGACGUAAUUCGAACUCUUUUACACAUUAAUAAAUUGACCUAA
Messenger RNA from Brugia pahangi, 720 nucleotides. The record is from the annotation of a GenBank genome assembly. Lineage: Eukaryota; Metazoa; Nematoda; Chromadorea; Rhabditida; Onchocercidae.